AUGGCUCGAUGCAAUCUGAAGCGUAAGGCCGUCGACAAUGCUCCCGCUUCGCAGGAGAUCGUCCCACAAAAGACAGUUCGGGCUCCAAAGAAACCUCGUCGAGACCAUCCCGCACGUCCCACCCGCUUCACGCGCAGCAUGAAGGCGAAGGUUCCACAGGAGRACGUCUUCGCCACCACCGAACUGCUCGAGAACAUUUUGAUUCACCUCCCCAAGUGCAACAUCCUCACGUCUCAGCGUGUCUCUCAGCGAUUCCGAGAUGUGAUCAAGAUGUCUGUUGCAAUUCAGAAGAAGCUGUACCUCCGUGUUGGCGGCAAGGGUUCUUCUGAGACUUGGAAGGGUCUGCCUGAUGGCACGUUCGUCCGAACGCGAGAAGCUCCGGAUGUUGAGAUGGCGGACAACAACAAUGCGCGGAGGACGAAGAACUACAUGGUCCCCACAGACUCUAACUCAUGGUUCACUCAAGAUUCCCCACCCCUCGCGACGCACUCUGCGAGUAACAUAUCCAUUUACACGAACGGCGACUGGCGUUACGACGAUGCGACGAGCCUUGAAGCUGACGAAGACAUGAAACGCGCGAUGAAGCUUUCGCUGAACGGCCACUACAUCUCGCACACGCUCCACGGCAUGCAGCUGACAAGCUCGCCCGCCAUCUCCAUCAAGGUUAGAGUCGACUGGUCCAUGGGCACCUACGAGCGCGUCAGACUUUCCAACGGUCGAUUUCUUCCCAAGCCCGAAUAUGAGCCGCAACUCUACGGAACUACGACCGUCAGAUUGCGCAAUGCUUCCGGCUGUACAGUUGGGAGGGCUCUACAAGUGGUUCGAAACUCCGUUGCGGAAGGAGUGAAUCUCACACGCUCAAGAAAACAGAUUGCUGCAGCCUCAGUCGGCGAGCUGAGGAGGCAAAAGAAAUAUGGUGGGGUUGUGGAAGUGUCUUCUUUCAGUAUCACGCUUCGAGGUGUUCUGCUACCCUCGGAUGAGGAUCGGAAGGCAUGUCUCGCUCUUCCCGUCGAAGUUGAUGAGGUUGAUGAGGUUGAAGAAGUCGAGCUUUGA
Messenger RNA from Ramularia collo-cygni, 1053 nucleotides. RefSeq lists its product as uncharacterized. The coding region runs from base 1 to 1053 and encodes 350 amino acids. Gene Ontology annotation, molecular function: protein binding. Lineage: Eukaryota; Fungi; Ascomycota; Dothideomycetes; Mycosphaerellales; Mycosphaerellaceae. The record is from RefSeq and is a predicted model, not a curated record. The transcript is spliced from 2 exons.